Messenger RNA from Fusarium oxysporum Fo47, 463 nucleotides. Its product is annotated as At2g23090 like protein. The transcript has 4 exons. The record is from RefSeq and is a predicted model, not a curated record. Lineage: Eukaryota; Fungi; Ascomycota; Sordariomycetes; Hypocreales; Nectriaceae. The coding region runs from base 154 to 378 and encodes 74 amino acids.
CGGGUUUUCUUCUGCAUAAUCGCAUCCAAUCCAUCCUCUUAAUUCUUACUCACUUACACCUUUGACCUUCCAACACCGCCAGUCUAUACCAAAUUCUCCUAGUCCGCAUAACGCAACACACCCUCUUCUUAACAACCAGUCCAAAUCGCAAACAUGGGUAACGGUGCCAAGGCUCAACAGAAGCGCGAGCGCAAUGCUAAGGACAAGAACACUGCCAAGUCGCAGCUCAAAGUGAACGAGAAGGCUUGUGAUAUUCAGUGCCAGAUCUGCAAAUCUACCUUCCUCAAGACCACAAAGGCCCCUGCUCUGAAAGAGCAUGCCGAGAACAAGCACAGCAAGACCAUUGCCGACUGCUUCCCCAACGUCCAAGUCGCAUAGACCAUAACAUUAUGUGUUGACAUGAUGGUAUCGUACGAGAAGAGAAAAGUCAAGAAAACAACUGGAAAAUGGGAAAUGUUUAGCG